Messenger RNA from Trichoplusia ni (cabbage looper), 492 nucleotides. RefSeq names its product histidine-rich glycoprotein-like. The record is from RefSeq and is a predicted model, not a curated record. The transcript is spliced from 4 exons. NCBI's taxonomy places the organism in Eukaryota, Metazoa, Arthropoda, Insecta, Lepidoptera, Noctuidae. The coding region runs from base 1 to 492 and encodes 163 amino acids. Gene Ontology annotation, cellular component: extracellular matrix.
AUGUUUUUGCAAGUAGCCGCUUUAUGUCUGCUGGCAGUGAGUGCGCACGCGCACGUGGCCGUGUCGCACCAUUCCCGGGUCGACCACUACAAGCACGGCCACGACCACUUCGACCACAAGGUCCACCAUCCGAUUCACCAUGACCACCACCAUGACCACCAUGAAGUGCACCAUGGACAUGACGAUGGUCACCACGGACACCACAUUGAGCAUCACGAUGAACACCACUACGACUCGCACCACCCGUCCUACAAGUUCGAGUACUCCGUGAAGGACGAGCACACCGGCGACCACAAGGCUCAGGAGGAGCACCGCGACGGCGACGUCGUCAAGGGACACUACUUCCUCGUGGAGCCCGAUGGCAAUGAGCGUACUGUUCAUUACUCCGCUGAUGACCACCACGGUUUCAGAGCUGAUGUUCACCACAAGACGGCUCACCACCACAUCAUCCCCCACCAUCAUCAUCAUCAUCAUGAUCAUGGUCACCAUUAA